Molecule: messenger RNA, 3820 nt
Organism: Xiphophorus maculatus (southern platyfish)
Lineage: Eukaryota; Metazoa; Chordata; Actinopteri; Cyprinodontiformes; Poeciliidae
Gene: pigo
Product: phosphatidylinositol glycan anchor biosynthesis class O
Exons: 12
Coding region: 274-3531 (1085 amino acids)
Biological process (GO): GPI anchor biosynthetic process
Cellular component (GO): endoplasmic reticulum membrane
Molecular function (GO): mannose-ethanolamine phosphotransferase activity
Source: RefSeq, a predicted model, not a curated record
UUUACUCUAACUUAAGAGUUGAAUUCUGCUGACAGUCUCAGUGCGGGGCUAACAGAACACAUCUCGAUGGAUGGUAACAGUAAAACCAGUCCGCCGUCAACUUCCGCCGGGUCCACCUGCCUGGAAUGUGAAUGUAUCCAUCCCAAUGAAGGUGAGGGAGGGUCCUGUCUGCUCUGUGGUUACCUGAGACACCUGGACCUCUGUGGUGUUUACACACACACAGCUUUACGGCCGGCUCCAGCCCAGAGAGGUUAAGUCCCAGCCGAUACAAGGAUGAAGGGGCUCACGGUUCUCUCCCUGCUCCUGUGGCUGUGCGCGGCCUACUUCGUGGGCAUCUACCUCUUCGUGGGCGGCUUCCUGCUGGUGAGGCUGGAGGUGAACCGGACCAGCGCCUGCGGGGACGUCCUGCAGCCCGGCGCGGAGUCGGCGGACUUCUGCCGGGGUGCCCCCCGGUUCCGCAGGGUCGUCGUCCUCAUCAUCGACGCCCUGAAGAUCGACUUCGCCCGGUUUGACCCCGCCAAGACCGCGCCGCGACCUUAUGAGAACAAGCUGCCCGUGCUGGAGGAGACGGUGUCGGCCCGGCCCGCGCAGAGCCGGCUGUACCCGUUCAGAGCCGACCCUCCCACCACCACCAUGCAGAGGAUCAAGGGCUUCACCACCGGCUCCCUGCCGACCUUUGUGGACGUUGGCAAUAACUUUGCCUCCAGCGCCAUCUUGGAGGACAACCUUAUCCACCAGCUGGGGCAGAUGGGUAAACGGGUCGUGUUUAUGGGCGAUGAUACCUGGGAAAACCUCUUCCCUAAAAAGUUCUACCGCUCUCUGCCGUUCCCGUCCUUUAACGUUAAAGACCUGCACACGGUGGACAACGGCAUCCUGCAGCAUCUCUACACCACCAUGGUUGGGGACGACUGGGACGUGCUGGUGGCCCACUUCCUGGGAGUGGAUCACUGCGGGCACCGGUUCGGACCCGACCACCCGGCCAUGGCCGACAAGCUCACCCAGAUGGACGGCGUCAUCAGGUCGGUGAUGGAGCGCCUGCAGGACGACACCCUGCUGGUGGUGAUGGGCGACCACGGCAUGACCGACACCGGGGACCACGGCGGGGAAAGCCAGAAGGAGACGGACGCCGCGCUCUUCCUCUACAGCCCGUCCGCCAUCUUUCCUGGACCGCCGGCUGAGGACGAGCCGGAUGUUGUCCCUCAGACUGACCUGGUUCCCACUCUGGCGCUGUUACUGGGAAUCCCGAUCCCAUUCAGCAGUGUGGGUCAGGUUCUCCUGCCCCUUUUCCCCCCACAGGAGCAAACACAGGGUGCAGUUAGGCGCCUCAGCCAGCUGGAGGCGCUGUGGAUCAACACAAAACAGGUCAACCGUUUCCUGGAGACGUACUCGUCUCUGUCCAGUGACAUUCCUCCAGAGAGUCUCUCUGAGUUGAAAGCCGCCUUCGCCCGUCUCUCCUCUGAUUACCUCGGGUCGGUCGGCGCCGGGCUGCCGCCGUCGCCUCACCUGGCCUCCUCCCUGCAGGCCUACCUGACCUCCGUCAGGGACACCUGCCGAGCCACGUGGGCCAGAUUCAACCCGGCCAAGAUGGCGGCCGGCCUGGCCGUCCUCACGUUCGCCUGCUUGGCGUGUUUCGUGAUGUCGGAGCUCUCCGCCGCGCUGACGGAGGAGAAGCGUGCGGGACUGAAGGGUCCGGUUGCCGCAGCGAUAACCAUCGGGGUCGCUGUCGCCGCUGUUCAGCUGGUUGCCCGCGGUUACGUGGAGGUGGUGUGGUGUCUGGCGGCCGGCGCCUUCGCCUCGGAGGCGCUCUUCCUGUGGAGGGCGUGGCGACUGAACCGGCCGGCCGUUUUAAAGAACGGAGCCAAAGUGUCGAAGCUGUCGGCGCGCCGCCUGCUGGCGCCGUCCCUCGCCGUGCCGCUCCUCCGCUGCGCCUCGCUGCUCUCCGACAGCUACGUCAUCUACGAAGGCCGGGUCGUGACCUUUCUCCUGCUCUCUCUGGCGCUCUACGUUCCCGUGCGCCUCAACUGGGACGGCCAUCUUGUCCCUCUGACCCCUGACCCGCUGAAGUCGGCGGGACCGCUGCCCUCGCCGGCAUUGACCCUGGCCGCCGUGAGGAAGGAGAGCAGCUCUCUGAUUGGCUGCCUGGGCGGCCUGGUGCUGUGCGCCUGUGUCUCGCUGUCGUUCCACGGCUGCAGGGAGGAGCAGGGCGGCUGCACGCCGUCGCCGUUCCUCUCCCCGCUGUCCCGCCUCCAGGACAGCCAGCUGAAGAACCUCUACUACAUCCUGUCCGUCGUCUCUCUGGGCGUCUCCGCCUACCUGCUGCGGCUCUGGCUGUGUCACUACGGCAACCUGAACUCAUCGGGCGGGACGGCGUUCGCCGCGCGCUGGGUCCUGCCGCUGCUGUGCGUCUGCGCCGGCCUCCAUUGGGCCGUCAGCGCCACGCCGGAGGACGGCUUCAGGAAGCUGGCGGAGCUGAUCCGCGUGGCGCAGCUCGCCCUGCCCAGAGCCGCCUUCGCCCUGCUGGGCCUCGGCCUCGGCCUGAUCUGGGCCGACCCGCUCACCGUGUUCGUGAAGACCCGCGCCGCCGCUUCGGCCAGAAGCCCCGCCCUCGCGCCGCGCUACCGAGCCAGCACCGGCAUCAGCCCGCAGGCCGAGCUGCGCCACCUGAUCCCGCAGAUCUACCAGCGCAUGCGGCGCUCGCUGGAGGACGGGGAGGCGGGUGGCGUGGAGGACGGCCGGCCCGCCGUGGAGGCGUACGGCCUGGGGACGGUCUACUCCGCCCCGCUGCUGCUGUUCUGCGGCCUGCUGGGAGUCGGGCUGCUGCUGCUGCACCCGGAGGGCAUGGCGCUGGCCUUCCUGCUGCUGCUGCUGGAGAUGGCGGCGCUGCUGCACAUCCACGCCGCCGCCGCUAACCUCCGCGGGUCGCCUGCAGCGAACACAGGGGUUUUCAGCGUCGCCUGGACUCCAGUGGUUCUCUGGUCACUGGCUGCCUCCCAGUUCUUCCACUCCACUGGUCACCUGCCCACCUUCCCUUCCAUCCAAUGGGGCGCCGCCUUUGUUGGGUUUCCAGAUGGACACAGUGGCACCGUUCUGCCCGCCUGCCUGGUGACACUCAACACGUUUGCCUCACACAUAUUAUUCGCAGUGGGUUGUCCUCUGCUGCUGUUCUGGCCUCUGGUGCGGGAGGUCAGGGGCGGCAGGGGGGUGAAAGGUCACGGCGAAGAAGGCGAAGACGCCGUGAUGGAAAUGCGGCUGAGAGAGAAACCGCAGCAGUUCAGCGCCGCCCUGCUGCAGCUGUCAACGCGCUACGUCUUUAUCCUGGGAGCUCAGGUGUUUUCUUCAGUCUGUGCUGCUGCUAUUCUCAGGAGACACUUAAUGGUGUGGAAAGUCUUUGCACCCAAGCUGCUGUUUGAGGCGUCUGGCUUCGUGGUGAGCUGCUGCUUCCUGCUGAUCGGAGUCACCUUGGUGCUCAGGGUCGACGUCGCCGUGGGUCGCUGGUUUAAAAGACUCAUCCCAGACGCCUCCAGUGGUUAAAUGAUCCUGAAGCCAAAUCGUUCGUGACCCAUUGGGAUGUUUCUCCUGGUUCGGAACCAGAACCGGGUCGCAGGAAGGAGGGACUUAAUAAACCAUGAAUGUCAGAGAUGAAACUCACCAGAUUUUCUCAGCAUGUCGGUGAUUUGCCGCCGUGAUGGACGCAUUAUGAACACCCUGCACCUCACAGCCGUCAUCAUUUAGACACUAAUUCCCCAAAUUCACGCAUAAUCAAACAAAUUAGCCUUUAUGCUAAUUUGUGAUGACUCCAUUAUGCUAAAAGCCGGGCUGG